AGCACCAUUCCCAGUAGAGACGGGAACCUGUCUUCUUCCCCGUCCGUCCGGUCCUCCGCUUAUAAAACACGCCACCCACCUUCCCCAAUCUUCCUCGCAAGCAUCCAAGAAAAGCAAACCAAACCAGGCCCAAACCGGCAAGAAAGAAACACACCAGCCAAGCAAGAAACCUCCCCGCCGCCGGAGAUGUCGCAGCUGAUCGAGGACCACCGCUCGGGCGCGGAGGUGCACUCCGGGCACGAGCUGUGCGCGCGCAAGUCCCGCGAGCUCAUGGUGGAGCUGGGCCUCCCCGACGGGCUCCUCCCGCUGCCAUCCCUCGACGAGGUGGGCUACAACCGCUCCACGGGCUUCGUCUGGCUCCGCCAGGCCGCCGGCGUCACCCACGCCUUUGACACCAUCGGCAAGCAGGUCUGGUACGACAGGGAGGUGACGGCCUUCGUGGAGCCCGGCCGGAUGCACGGUCUCACCGGGGUCAAGAGCAAGGAGCUCCUCAUCUGGGUCACCAUCUCCGAGAUCGUCGUCAGCCCCUCCGGCACCAAGGUCGUCUUCCGCACCCCCGCCGGGCUCGGCCGCGCCUUCCCCGUCACCGCCUUCCAGCUCAACCCGGCGCCCGAGGGGGACAAGGAGGACGAGGCCGCCGCCGCAGCCAACUGAUCUGCUUCCGGCGGGCGGGCCCUCGAUCUGGCCGUGCCGCGGCGAGAUCUGGUGCGGCAACUGUGUUGUGCCCCGGGGCUGUGUGAGCUGAGCAAUCUCCUCUGCAUCUGCGGUGUAAUGGUAGUGGAUGAUGCAGGAAUAAACCGUGUCCAUGGAUUCAGGGUUCAUAAUUGUGUGUGCUUAGCACUGCAGUGAUGCUGCAGCUUGAUCUUGUACUGAUUCAGAGCUCGUCCGCCUCAUUUCCUGUUUCGGUUUGGAACGAAAUUGCAUUGGCUUGUCUGUUUCGUUGCC
Molecule: messenger RNA, 945 nt
Organism: Panicum hallii
Lineage: Eukaryota; Viridiplantae; Streptophyta; Magnoliopsida; Poales; Poaceae
Exons: 1
Coding region: 187-654 (155 amino acids)
Source: RefSeq, a predicted model, not a curated record